Messenger RNA from Drosophila persimilis, 795 nucleotides. Its product is annotated as glycoprotein-N-acetylgalactosamine 3-beta-galactosyltransferase 1. The transcript is spliced from 4 exons. Gene Ontology annotation, molecular function: N-acetylgalactosaminide beta-1,3-galactosyltransferase activity. NCBI's taxonomy places the organism in Eukaryota, Metazoa, Arthropoda, Insecta, Diptera, Drosophilidae. The record is from RefSeq and is a predicted model, not a curated record. The coding region runs from base 31 to 795 and encodes 254 amino acids.
UCACUGUACGAUGACAUCAGAAUACUCUGCAUGAUACCCUACAACUACAACCAUCCCAGCACAGCAAAAUAUGCGAAGCGAACGUGGGGCAGACACUGCAAUGUCCUGCUCUUCGUCAGUGGCGACAUCGACGAUGAACUGGAGCCCUAUGUGCCAGGAAUCAAUGAGACAGACAAUUGGACUUUGGUGCAUCGGGGCUUGCUGCACGCCUUUGAGGCUUACAAAGACGAGGCCGACUGGUUCCUUAAAGUGGAAGACUCUAGCUUUGUGGUUCUGGAGAACCUGCGCUAUAUGAUACACAGCAAGAAAUUCGUACCAACUACGCCGAUCUACUUUGGCCAUGAACUGGAAAAUGUGUACGCACAUAAGCCCUUUGUCUUUACCCGAAGUGGUUAUGUGAUUAGCCAUGAGGCCCUAAGACGGUAUGUGGACCUGGGCAGAGAUCCAAAGGACGACCACUGCCAGCACUUGGAGGGCUUUACGGAGGAGCUGGAGCUGAGUCGGUGUCUAAGUCAUGUGGGUGUGACCGUUGUCGACAGCCGUGAUGAGGACGGAAACGAGACCUUCAUGCCCGUUCCAAUGAGUCACCAUUUCUUGGAGGGCUACGAUAACAUAAGCUGGCUCAAGAACUUGACAUACCAUAAGGUGGACAAGGCAACAGUCCCCUUGUCGAAGCGCGCCAUAACUUUUCGUGUUGGAUAUCCACCUGAAAUGUACGAUUAUUAUUACUUUGUUUAUCGAUUGCAAUUGUUCGGUCUUCCUAUGCAAAGCUCCCCUGACUCCUCUAAUCAAUAA